This is a messenger RNA of Cornus florida, 3165 nucleotides long. Its product is annotated as receptor-like protein kinase HSL1. The record is from RefSeq and is a predicted model, not a curated record. Lineage: Eukaryota; Viridiplantae; Streptophyta; Magnoliopsida; Cornales; Cornaceae. The coding region runs from base 95 to 3067 and encodes 990 amino acids. The transcript is spliced from 2 exons. Gene Ontology annotation, biological process: protein phosphorylation. Gene Ontology annotation, molecular function: protein kinase activity; ATP binding; protein binding.
AAAUCGCUCACCAAUUUUGAAAACCGACCGUUAUUUCUCCAACCUCUCCCGCGGAAAAAACAAAACACACCACCGAAGCAAGAAACGUCUUCAAAUGUCGAGAAUACCCUCACCAUUUCUCAAAAUCCAAUACGCUUUCAUCUUCUUUUUCCUCAUCACCAUACCCUUCCAUGUAAAUUCACAAUCUCCGGCGACUGACCUGACAGUUUUACUGAAGCUCAAACAACAGUGGGGCGAUCCACCGUUGAUCCAAUCGUGGAACGCCUCAUCCUCGCCUUGCGAUUGGCCGGAGAUUCAAUGCACCAAUGGCUCGGUCACGGGAAUAAUUCUUCGGGACAAGAACAUCACCAAAGAAAUCCCGGCGACAAUAUGCGAUCUCCAAAACCUCACUGAGAUCGACCUUAGUUUGAAUUACAUCCCCGGAAAGUUCCCUACAAUUCUAUACAAUUGCUCCAAUCUCCGAUACUUAAACCUCUCUCAGAACUACUUCGCCGGCUCGAUUCCGGCCGACAUCGACCGGAUUUCCACUCUAAGGUGCCUGGAUAUCGGCGCCAACAGCUUCACAGGAAAUAUCCCGCCGUCAAUCGGCCGGUUACCGGAGUUACAGAAGUUGUAUCUCUACCAAAAUGAAUUCAACGGCACCGGCACUUUCCCUGCGGAAAUCGGAAAUUUGUCGAAUCUUGAGUAUUUAGGCAUGGCGUAUAACAACUUCGUGCCGUCGGCGAUACCGCCGGAGUUCGGGAAGUUGAAGAAAUUGAAGUUUCUUUGGAUGAGGGAGACGAAUUUGAUCGGCGAAGUACCGGAAAGUUUCUCGAAUCUCUCGAGUCUCGAACACUUGGAUCUCACGUUCAACGAUUUACACGGCGUGAUUCCUCCGGGAUUGUUCUUGUUGAAGAAUCUGAGUAUUGUGUAUCUAUACAAGAAUCGAUUAUCAGGUGAAAUUCCUCCGUUGAUUGAGUCGUUGAAUUUGAUCGAAAUUGAUAUUUCUAGGAACAAUUUGACCGGUUCGAUACCUGAAGAUUUCGGAAAAUUACAGAACCUAACGAUUUUGAAUCUGUAUUUGAAUCAAUUUUCUGGUGAAAUUCCGCCAAGCAUCGGCCUAUUACCGAAUCUGAAGCAUUUUAGGGUUUUCAGUAACAAUUUGAGUGGAGUUUUGCCACCUGAAUUUGGGUUUCACUCGAAGCUCGAAGCUUUCGAGGUUUCACAGAACGAAUUCACCGGAAAAUUACCUGAGAAUCUGUGCGCCGGAGGGUCUCUGACAGGCGUGGUCGCUUUCUCCAACAAUCUCACCGGAGAAAUCCCCAAAACGCUCGGAAACUGCGAUACUCUUCGCGCGGUUCAGCUCUAUAGCAACAACUUUUCCGGCGAGGUUCCUUUAGGUCUCUGGACUUCAUUGAAUUUAUGGAUGUUGAUGCUAAGUGACAACUCAUUUUCCGGUGAGCUUCCGAGCAAGUUAGCUUUGAACUUCUCGAGGUUGGAGAUGAGUAACAACAAGUUUUCGGGUCAAAUCCCAGUUGGGGUUUCUUCUUGGUUGAGAUUGGUUGUUUUUGAAGCCAGCAACAAUCAGUUUUCCGGCGAAAUUCCGGUGGAGUUGACCGCCCUUCCUCAACUCAACACUUUGUUGCUCGACGGUAAUCAACUGACCGGUGAAUUUCCAUCAAAGAUUUUGUCAUGGAAGUCUCUAACCAAUCUGAAUCUUGCUAGGAACAAACUCCAUGGCCAAAUUCCGGCAUUGAUCGGUUCAUUGCCGGACAUUCUUGAACUAGACUUGUCGGAGAACCAGUUUUCGGGUCCAAUUCCACCUGAAUUAGGCCUUUUGAAGCUCACUUCUCUCAACUUGUCCUCCAACCAACUCUCCGGUGAAAUCCCAAAUGAUUUUGAUAAUAUGGCAUAUGAAAACAGUUUCUUGAACAAUACCAAUCUUUGUGCUAGAAACCCAAUUUCAAAUCUCCAUAGUUGUUUUACCAGAAGCAGUGAAUCCAAAAAGUUAUCGCCGAGGAUUGUUGCUAUGAUGAUAGUUUUGGGGGUACUUGCUUGCUUAGUUACUGUUUUAUUGACCUUGUGUGUGAUCAGAGACUACAAGAAGAAGAAGCAGAGAUGCAGAAUCGCGACAUGGAAGCUGACCUCAUUUCAGAGGUUGGAUUUUACAGAGGCCGAUGUUCUGUCCAGUUUGACAGAAAAUAAUUUGGUUGGAAGUGGAGGGUCAGGGAAGGUGUAUCGGAUUGCUGUCAACCGUUUGGGUGAUCGUGUUGCAGUGAAGAGGAUUCAGAACAACAGAGAAUUAGACCACAACAUGGAGAAGGAGUUUUUGGCUGAGGUUCAGAUACUGGGAAGCAUUCGACAUUCGAAUAUAGUGAAGCUACUGUGCUGCAUUUCGAGUGAGGAUUCGAAACUGCUCGUCUACGAGUACAUGGAGAAUCAGAGUCUUGAUAGAUGGCUGCGUGGGAAGAAGAGGAUUGGGGACUCAUCGGUGAAUAGUCUUCUAGCUCAGCAUGUUGUCUUGGAUUGGCCGAAGAGGUUGAAGAUUGCCAUUGGAGCUGCACAAGGCCUGUGCUACAUGCACCAUGACUGCUCUCCAUCCAUCAUUCACCGGGACGUGAAGUGUAGCAAUAUAUUGCUGGAUUCUGAGUUCAAAGCAAGAAUUGCUGAUUUUGGCCUGGCCAAGAUUUUAGUCAGGCAUGAUGACCCUAACACAAUGUCUGUUGUUGCUGGCUCAGUUGGUUAUAUUGCCCCAGAGUAUGCUUAUACGACGAAAGUGAAUGAGAAGAUCGACGUUUACAGCUUUGGUGUUGUGCUUCUGGAAUUGGCGACGGGAAGAGAAGCCUGUGAUGGAGAUGAGCAUACAAGCCUUGCAGAAUGGGCAUGGCGACACCACGGCGAGGGAAACUCUGUUGCUGAUGCAUUAGAUGAGGAAAUCAAGGAACCAGGUUACUUGGAAGAAAUGUCAACAAUGUUCAGACUAGGUCUCAUAUGUACGACCAGGUUACCCUCCUCUAGGCCUUCCAUGAAAGAGGUUUUGCAGAUUCUUCGGCACUGCCAAGUAUCUCAACAGUUACAAGCCCGGUAAAAAUGUAUCAGAUGGACUGCGCUGAUCAAGCAUCUAUAUGAGUAUUUGCUGUACUAAACUUAUGGUUAAAAGACACAGUUUUUUCUUCUUUUUCUUAA